Lates calcarifer (barramundi perch) is the source of this 1121-nucleotide messenger RNA. RefSeq names its product elongation factor 1 (gene elof1). The transcript has 4 exons. The record is from RefSeq and is a predicted model, not a curated record. Bases 108 to 359 code for a protein of 83 amino acids. Gene Ontology annotation, molecular function: RNA polymerase II complex binding. Lineage: Eukaryota; Metazoa; Chordata; Actinopteri; Centropomidae. Gene Ontology annotation, biological process: transcription elongation by RNA polymerase II. Gene Ontology annotation, cellular component: transcription elongation factor complex.
CUAACCAAUAAGAGGCGGCCCCGGAGAGACGCUGCAUCCGGCGCUAGUUGAGUAUACAAAGCAUCCUCCUCCGCUGCAAGACAUCCCUUUGAGAUACAAGAGUACAAAUGGGGCGCAGAAAGUCGAAGAGGAAGCCACCGCCUAAGAAAAAAAUGACGGGUAACCUGGACACUCAGUUCACUUGCCCGUUCUGUAACCACGAGAAAUCCUGCGAUGUCAAAAUGGAACGAACCCGCAACACAGGGAUCAUAUCGUGCAGUGUUUGUUUGGAGGAGUUCCAGACUCCAAUAACCUAUCUGUCUGAACCAGUGGAUGUUUACAGUGAUUGGAUCGAUGCCUGUGAAGCAGCCAAUCAGUAGUACUGUUUUGCUGUGACUCACCUUUUCUCUAACCUCACUCACGUUUCACCCCUUUGAUUAGUCUGGUGAAUCAGUUCCCUUUUAGUUAGCACCAUGUAGCAAAGCAUUCUGUUUUUCUGUAAUAGUGUGAUAUGUUUAGUUUCAUUCUGCCACAGUGUGGCUUGCAGAGCAUGUCACAUUCCUCUGGCUGGGCCGGAGUGUCACCAUGUUGUUUUGACAGUACCCUGUAUACAUCACAGUUCUCAGUGUAAAGGUUUUCAUGUCUCAUUUCAGUGAUUUGCUUAAGGAAAUUGUUGUUUUCUUUUACAUUAGAUCAAGAUGUUUUCUCUUUUUCUGGACCAAAAUGUCAUAUAAUUAUGUUUAGAGUGUAACCUGACUGAUAUUUCUACUAGUGUAAAACAUUCCAUUUUCUUUAUUUGUACUUGUGAUCUAUAGAUGGAAAUUAUUUUUCUCAGUAGGUCAUUGCAGGGUUGUAUGCAGAUUAUGACAUAUAGACACACGUGUUACUUUUGUGGAAGUAGUGUUUUAGUUUACAACCCUGUCACUAAUGCACUGAAUUAUUUUGUUGUUGUUGUUUUUUUUUUUUUUAACAAACUGCCAAAUUAUUCAUUUUUUGGGACCAGUAUAUAUAUUUGUACUGCAAAAUUUUAUUUUCCUUUUUAAAAUCACAAUCAUGUAAUUUCUAUUACACUACUUUUGUGUAUUUCACAUUUACUGCGUUUGAUGUAAUGACAGUAAUGAGAAAAUUAAACCAGAACCAUA